This is a messenger RNA of Zingiber officinale, 5117 nucleotides long. RefSeq lists its product as uncharacterized. Lineage: Eukaryota; Viridiplantae; Streptophyta; Magnoliopsida; Zingiberales; Zingiberaceae. The coding region runs from base 16 to 4989 and encodes 1657 amino acids. Gene Ontology annotation, biological process: protein phosphorylation. The transcript has 14 exons. Gene Ontology annotation, molecular function: protein kinase activity; ATP binding. The record is from RefSeq and is a predicted model, not a curated record.
UGUGAUUUCUGAAAGAUGUGGAGAAAAGAAGAUUGGAGCUUGCUCAUCCUCUAUCUAAUUCCAUGCUUGAUCUUCUUCAGUGCGCCCAGGACUUGUGCUGUCGACUACACAUCUGACUGCAGUGGAGGCAACUAUAGUCGAAGCAGCGGCAUCGGCGAAAGCCUCACGCUCCUCUUCUCCUCUCUCAGCUCACUGUCUUCGAGCUCCAACUUCGCGAAUACUACCGCGACUGCGAGGGCCAACGCCGACACUACUGUCUAUGGCUUGUUCAUGUGCCAAGGGGACCUCCCUCGUUCAGACUGCUACAAUUGCAUCAAUUCGGCAAUCCUCGACAUCAACCGAAGCUGCUCCAACUCGCGCAGCGCCACAAUUUGGUAUGAAUUCUGCGAGCUCCGGUACUCCGACAUCAACUUCUUCGGCAUCCCUGUCACCGAGGGGCACUUCACUACCAAUCCUUACGAGGAAACAAGCUCGACAAAGCCGUACCAGGUGGUGUCGACCCUGGUGCAAUUGGCUCCCUCAAACAAGCCUCUCAUGUUCGCGAGCAAUGUGUCGAACAUGUACCCCUUGUUUGCUCAGGCACAGUGCUCGUCGGAUUUAAGCGUGCAAAACUGCAGCGUGUGCUUGACGACCAUCUUGGCGGCCAUCAACGGCUGCUGUGUUCAACGGAAAGGGUGGAGGUACUUCACUCCCACUUGUUGGGUUAGGUACGAGCCAACUCCCUUCUUUGGCAACUACCCGAACGCAACUUCUCCUUACAUCGUCCGGAGCCAAUGUGCAUCGUAUGACAUCCUCUCCGGCGAGGUCAGCAGCAAGCAAGACAGCCUCAGAAGCCUCCUCUCUGAUCUACAAUCCAAUGCACCUGCAACUGGCUUUUACAAAACGUCGGUGGGCGAGAAUUCUCUCUGGAUGUUUGGCCUCGCUCUCUGCAGGGGAGACCUCGCCGCAGACAGCAGGGAGUGCAGUGAAUGCCUUGGCACAGCAGGGGCUGCGAUAGUGGACGAGUGCCCCAACAAGACUGAAGGGUUCAUGUGGUAUGGCCAGUGCUUCGUGAAGUACUCAGACCAAAAUUUUUUUGGCACUCUGGACAACAGCAACUACACAUACUGCAGCAGAGGACUGGUCUCCCAAGAGAUUGAUCAGACAACGAGUGCAAAGGCUCUCAGCCUCAUUCCACUGGCAAUCAACAACUCCUGGCUGUUUGCGGCCGGUAAGGUUGCGAUCAACGACACGUUGUCGAGCUAUCUGCUGCUUCAGUGCACCAGAGAUCUUACCAGCCAGAGCUGCCAGUCAUGCUUGGAGAUAGGGAUCUCUCAAGUGACCGAUGCGUGCAACCAGAUCAAAGGGUGGCAGUACUUGUCUGGCAGCUGCACUGUGAGAUAUGAAACCUUUCCUUUCUAUAAUGAAACAGCUGCAGCCAGAAUUCUUGAGCUGCAGCCAGAAGAAGGAAGAGGAUCAUCAAACGUUAACACCAUUGCUAUUGCUCUUCCAAUUGUGGGAGCUGCAGUCUUGGGAGUCCUUCUCUGUUGUGCAUGGUGCAUAUGGAGAAGAAGAGGAAGUAAAGGCCUCGAGCCAAUCGAUCUGGAGACUGUGCAAGAUAGAGACUUAACCUUCAUGGAUUUGGAUACCAUUCAAGUGGCUACCAACAACUUCUCCAAUGAGAACAAGCUAGGAGAAGGUGGAUUUGGACCUGUUUACAAGGGAGUGUUGGUUGAUGGAAAAGAGAUAGCCGUCAAGAGGUUGUCGGGAAAAUCUUCACAAGGUAUUUCGGAGUUCAAGAAUGAGGUGAAGCUGAUUGCACAACUCCAGCACAAGAAUCUUGUGAGGAUAUUGGGGUGUUGUGUCGAAGAGGAAGAAAAACUUCUGAUCUAUGAAUACCACCCCAAUAGAAGCCUUGAUGCCUUUCUAUUUGACCGAAAAAAUCACGAGCCGUUGAAUUGGAAGAGUAGAUUUCUCGUAAUCUCAGGAAUCGCCAAAGGCCUUCUCUAUCUCCAUGAAGAUUCACUUCUUAAGGUCAUUCACAGGGACCUUAAAGCUAGCAAUGUGUUAUUGGACAAAGGCAUGAACCCCAAAAUAUCAGAUUUUGGCAUGGCAAAGAUCUAUAACCUAGAUGAAAGCGAAGUAGAUAAUACACACAGAAUUGUUGGCACUUUUGGAUAUAUGGCUCCAGAAUAUGCGAUGAACGGGAUCUUCUCUGUGAAAUCCGAUGUGUUUAGUUAUGGUGUUCUCCUCUUGGAAAUCAUAAGUGGCAAAAGGAAUGGACGAGCAUAUGUAGAGCAACAUGGGCAAAACCUUCUCAUGCAUGCAUGGGAGCUAUGGAGCGCGAACAAGGCAUUUGAAUUCAUUGACUCGUUGCUUGCGAAUCGAUACGAAGCCGAUCAAAAGAUGUUCAGGAAAGAAGAUUGGAGCUUCCUCCACUUUCUAAUUCUAUAUUUGAUCUUCUUCAAUGUGCCCAGAACUUGUGCUGUCAAUUUCACAACUAAUUGCAGUGAAGACCGAUAUGAUCAAAGCAGCGGCUUCGGUGAAAGCCUAACCAGCCUCUUCUCCUCUCUUAGGUCACUCUCUUCCACCUCCAACUGCGCGAAUACCACCGCUGGGGCCAAUAGCAACACUGUCUAUGGGUUAUACAUGUGCCAGGGUGAUCUUUCCCAUUCUGACUGCCACAGUUGCAUCACUUCUGCAAUCGUUGUCAUCAACCAAAAUUGCUCCAACUCACGCACAGGCAUCCUCUGGUAUGAAUUCUGUCAGCUCCGAUACUCUGACCAUAACUUCUUUGGUAUCCCUGUUACUGAGGGGCACUUCACGAUUAAUCCCAAAGAGGAAACCAGCUCAAAUAAGCCAUAUGAGGUGCUGUCUAGUUUGGUGCAAGUGGCUCCCUUGAGUAAGCCACUCAUGUUUGCAAGGAAUGUGUCAAACAUGUAUCCUUUGUUUGCUCAGGCACAAUGCACUUCAGAUCUUAGCACGGAAAAUUGUAGCAUGUGCUUGAGAACCAUCUUGGAAGCCAUCAAGAGUUGUUGUAUUCAAAGGAAAGGGUGGAGAUAUUUUACUCCGACUUGUUUGGUUAGAUAUGAACCAACACCCUUCUUUGGCAACUAUCCGAAUGCCAAUUUUACCUAUAUCAUCCGAAGUCGAUGUUUGCCGCAUAAUUUCCUCUCGAGUGAUAUCAGCAGCAGGGAGGCCAGCCUUAGAAGUCUUCUUUCUGAUUUGCAUUCCAGGGCACCUACAACUGGCUUUUACAGCACCUCUUCAGGAGAAAACUCUAACCAGCUAUUUGGAAUGGCUCUCUGCAGGGGAGAUCUUGCCACACCCAGCGGGGAGUGCACUAACUGCCUUGAUACAGCAGGUGCUGCAAUAGUGGACGAGUGCCCCAAUAAGACUGAAGGAUUCAUGUGGUAUAGUCAAUGCUUCCUAAAGUACUCGGACCAGAACUUCUUUGGCAUGCUGGAUAACAAUGGCAGCAUAUACUGUGAUAACGGGCAGGGGUCCUCAGAGAUUGAUGCAACGACAAAUGCAAAGGCUCGUAGUCUCGUUCCAUUUGUAGUAACUAAUUCGUUGAUGUUUGCUGCUGAUAAGGUUGCAAUCAACAACACAUUGUCAAGUUAUCUCCUACUUCAGUGCACUAGAGAUCUUUCUAUUGAUAACUGUCAGUCAUGCUUGGAGACAGGGAUCUCUACAGUGACUACUGCAUGCAAGCUGACCAGAGGGUGGCAGUACCUGUCUGGUAGCUGCAAUGUAAGAUUCGAGACCUUUCCUUUCUAUAAUGAGACUGCUGCAUCGAGAAUACUUGAGCUGCAGCCUGAAGGAACAACAAGAUCGAGAUCACGAAAGGUCAAAAUCAUUGCAAUAAUUCUUCCACUCGUGGGAGCAGUGCUUCUGGGUCUGUUUCUAUGGUGUACACAACAGCUCAAGAGAAGAAUAGGUAAAAGGAAACAUAAACUCGAUGACCACAAGAGCCAAAAAAGUAGAAGCUUGAUCUUCAUAGAUUUGGCUAUCAUAAAAGUUGCUACUAAUAAUUUCUCUGAUGAAAACAAGCUUGGAGAAGGUGGAUUUGGACCUGUUUAUAAGGGAGUCUUCCCUGAUGGAAGAGAAAUAGCAGUUAAAAGGUUAUCACAAGAAUCCCAACAAGGUACUACUGAAUUCAAGAAUGAGGUGGAGUUAAUUGCAAAGCUUCAGCACAAAAAUCUUGUUAAGAUGUUAGGAUGCUGUGUAGAAAGGGAAGAGAAGCUACUAAUCUACGAGUACCUAUCCAAUGGAAGUCUUGAUAGCAUUCUCUUUGCGGAUCCCGACAAGCGUAUUCAGUUGGACUGGGAGAGAAGAUUUCACAUAAUUUCAGGUAUUGCCAAGGGCCUUCUCUAUCUUCAUGAAGAUUCACUUCUCAAGGUCAUUCACAGGGACCUUAAGUCCAGCAAUGUUUUGUUGGACGGCCAAAUGAACCCGAAGAUAUCAGACUUUGGAAUGGCAAAGAUUUAUCAGCCAGAGGAUAGUGAAGUGGCCACCAGAAGAAUUGUUGGAACUUAUGGGUACAUGGCCCCAGAAUACGCCAUCCAUGGAGUUUUCUCGGUCAAAUCUGACGUAUACAGCUACGGGGUUCUACUCUUGGAAAUUGUAUGUGGGUUAAAGAAUGGCAGAGCACAUUUUGCUGAACACGGCAAGAACCUUCCGCGGCGAGUAUGGGAGCUCUGGAACGAAGACAAAGCAGCUUCAAUAAUCGAUCCAGUGCUCAAGAUCAGUUGCUCAACUGAUGAAGCACUGAAAUGUAUCCACAUAGGCUUGCUAUGUGUGCACGAGAAGGCCGAGGAGAGACCUACCAUGUCCGAAGUUGUUCUUAUGUUACGAACUGAAGGCAUGGUGCUUCCUAAACCUAGCCAACCUCCAGACUUUGCAAGGCGGAGUUCUGGGUCAGAUGGUUUGCUGUUUGCAUCAGUAACACCUCCAUCAUCACUCAAGUCUAUCAAUGAAGUGACUGACUCUGUGGCUAUUCCCAGGUAGCAUAUUGUUGAAACAAAUUAUAUUGUGUUACUUUGACUGUUUGACAUACCAGAAUCACAUUGUGUCCUUCCAAGAAAUUGAUGACAAUUUGUGCUGCGAUGAUGGAUUGUGCUGUAGUAUCAUCGAUA